GUCUCAUACAUGCCACACUCCUAUCGAUAAUGGCUCACAAGGCAUGAAAGCAACGGCGAAAUAUUAAUUUUGCAGGCGCGUUUUAGCAUAUGUCUUUGCUUUGGGAUUGUUAUUGGGCAUAACCUUAAAUAAAUGAACGCGUGUUGUGGCGCAGGUCACACUUCCAGCUUCGGUGUCAAGCUGUGAAUUGUUGGAGGGCUACAUAAAUGUAAUACAUUAACUGCUACGCCAUCACAGUGUUAGCGUAGUCUCGAAAUGUGUCGUCCUCCCAAAGCGUGUGAAGACCGUGGCGACGAAAUUCACAGAUAGGUGGUGAUAGCAGACCGACCUAAUCCAACCAGCAGCUGACUAGUAGCCUGGCCUGGUUGUUUACCUGCUUCUCGGGUAAAGAGGUGAGCAGGGGGGCAGGGCCACCCACGAGGUAGGAGGGAUGCCUGUGGAGGGCGGGAGCAGCAGCGGCUCUGCUUCGGCUGCCCGUCACCCCAAGCAGAAGCGCAAGGCUCACAGUUUGUCUAUCAGGCGCACCAACAGCACAGAGGAGAGGCCACCGGGCAUCCAGAGAGGAGACAUGCUGGAGGGACAGGACUCCAAGCUGCCCAUCUCCUUACGGAACAACCUUCUUGACCUUUUUGGUCAGAUUGAGCGCGAGUUUGAAAAUCUCUACAUCGAAAACAUUGAAUUACGCCGUGAAAUUGACUCUCUGAAUGAGCGCCUGACCGGAGAUGGACAGACUAUUGAGGGAGGAGACCCCAGCAAGGGACCUCUGAAAACAAAAGCCAGCCACAGCACCAGUCAACUGUCCCAGAAGCUGAAGACGACCUACAAAGCCUCCACCAGCAAGCGCUUGUACACUUUCCACGGCAAAAUAGGUGGACCUCGCAACUUCAGUGUGGCCACAUGGGAGUUGUGGGGAGGAGAUUCAUGGAUUGUGUCCAGCUUUAAAGCCACUGCAGGGUCCCGGGCUUUGUGCCAGCUGCUCAAGGAGUACGUGGGCCACCGCGAUGGGAUCUGGGACCUCAGCGUCACCCGGACUCAGCCAGUGGUCCUGGGCACCGCCUCGGCAGAUCACUCAGCUCUGCUUUGGAGUAUAGAGACGGGGAAAUGUCUGCUAAAAUAUGCUGGCCAUGCAGGAUCAGUCAACUCCAUCAAGUUCCACCCCACAGAGCAGAUGGCCCUCACAGCCUCCGGGGACCAGACGGCUCACAUCUGGCGUUACAUGGUGCAGCUUCCUGCCCCCCAGCCACCACCAGAUGUCAGUGCUCCAUGUGAUGACGACCAGGACUCGUCAGACAGAGAAGAAGGGGAGGUGGAUGGCGAGGGCCCUUGUGAGGUCCCCACCGUCCGGGUCGCUACAGCGACCCUAAAGAGCCACCAGGGUGUAGUGAUCGCAGCUGAUUGGUUGGUGGGAGGCCGACAAGUGGUGACAGCUUCCUGGGAUCGCGCCGCCAACCUGUAUGAGGUGGAGACGUCUGAACUGGUUCACACUCUCACUGGACAUGACCAAGAGCUGACCCACUGCUGCACCCACCCCACCCAGCGCCUGGUGGUCACUUCAUCCAGAGACACCACCUUCAGACUGUGGGACUUCAGAGACCCGUCCAUCCACUCGGUCAAUGUCUUCCAGGGACACACUGACACGGUGACAUCGGCAGUGUUCACUGUGGGUGACAACGUGGUUUCAGGCAGUGACGACCGUACUGUCAAGGUGUGGGAUUUGAAGAACAUGAGGUCGCCUAUAGCAACCAUCCGCACUGACUCAGCUGUGAACAGGAUAAGCGUCUCUGCCAACCAGAGGAUCAUCGCUCUGCCACACGACAAUCGUCAGGUCCGACUGUUUGACAUGAACGGGGUGAGGCUGGCCAGGCUUCCUCGCAGCAACAGAAUGGGUCACAGGCGAAUGGUGUGCUGCACGGCUUGGAACGAAGAGAACCAGUCAUGCAACUUGUUUACCUGCGGCUUCGACCGACAGGCCAUCGGCUGGAACAUCAACAUUCCCGCCCUGCUGCAGGAGAAGUGACGCCACUGACGCACAACAGAAACACGGAGUGGAGUAGGAGGCGGUGCACAUAAACACUGUAAUCUGUGGCCUCGCACAUGCUAGUAUGUUGGACGUGUUUACCCUGUGAAGCAUUUUUAGUCGUCACGUAUUCCACUGAUUCCCAGCUGUUGGAAAGUUUGGAAACAUUGUUCAUUAUCACAAUUACUGUAGUGUUGCUUUUGAGGAUGCAGCUAUUAACAUUGACGCGUAUUCUUCUCAUUUCUUGUGCACAUCUGCUGUUGAAACCUGCAAAAAAAAAAAAAUCUCCCAGUGUCGAGUGACUGACAUUGGUGUGUACGAGGCCACAGAGCUGAUCUCCUGUAUUUGACCCUUUCACUUAUUUAGCAUGACUUGUGAAUUGUGACAUGGCUAGUCUGAUCCUUUUUAAUCCUAGCCUUUUCUGUUUGAAAGUAUAGAAGUAUAUAUUUGACUCCACAGUCACAGGCUGCUGUUCACAUCACUGUUGUUUAGUUACUGCUGAAUGGUUGCUCUUGCAUGUAGAUAAACACUUUUUUUUUUUGGUCUAUUUUUCUUUCGGCGAAUGUUACUUGUAAAGUUGUGAGAGAACAAUUCUGAGGCCAGGAGAGUUUGUAGAAUAUGAUCUAAAGGUUCUGUAUAUAUUAUGUCGUGGCCUCAUUAAGUGACCUGCGUCGCAGGUUGUUGCUAGUUAAUGGAUUAAGUGUCUUUCCAGUCAUCUACCUUUUCAAGGGUAACGUGGUUCUGUGAAAUGUUUUUAACCUUUUUAGUCUUCUCAUGGAACAAAACAUAUCAUACUGACGCCUGCCAGAUUACCUGUGUAGCCUGCAGGCCGCUGAGUCAUUCAAGUUGUCUUAAAAUGUUUCAAACAGGAUGUGCUGUCCUGUCUGAAAGUCGUCACUCAUUCACAUUUGAGUUCUUGCCUUUUUUACUUUUGAUGCUUUUCACCUCACAGUCCGCCUCCAUGUUUCCGGAUUUUGUUGUCACUAGUUCAAACUUACGAUACUGUAACGCUGCCUUGUUCCAUGUUUACAGUAGGAUUUCAUUUUUUCAAGUCUUAUUCUGCCUGUCAAGUGUCAAGAGCAUAGCAAUAAUGGGACUGCACUUCUGCUGUUCACAAAUCAUGUGUAGGUCUGUGAUUAGGAUGUGUUCAAUGUUUGCAUAAUCUAAUAUUCUCUAUCUGUUACAGAUUUAGGUGUCACUCCUUUUAGCCAUAAUAUGCGCCCAUGUUUCCUUGUGUCAGUGAAUAACAGACCCAUCCUCUUCAGCCUGUUGCCAACUCGGAGCCGUGUGUUGCUGUGACGUGUCAUCCCCCAAGUGAACUUGUUGGUUACUGGUUAUUUCUGUGCUUCAGUAACAGCCUGUCAGUAUGAAGUUCUAGUGUUUACACUUUGCAUUCAACCCUUAGCCUUGUAUGACCUCUUCUUGCACCUUUUUUGUUGUAGAUGAUGCUUUUUCAGUCUGUGAGAGGCACUCUUAAUCCAAAACACAGAAGCAAUAACCCAGCUCCUCUAUGUUUCUGGUGCUCAGAGUGAAGCCCAUUUCCGUCUCGGAAAUCAGUGAAUACGACUUGAAAUACGCACUGAAUCUCAGCUUGAGGAUUAUAAGUAGAAUUGGGCUUGAGCAGAAUCAAGGAAACUCUUUAUUCGUUACACUUGUGCAAUAUCCUAAACAUGAAGUCAUGCUGUAGUUUUUUGAUCUGCAGAUGUUUAACUUAUUACAGUGCUGUAAAUCCCAUAGAAUGAUCUUCUGUACUCGUGUGACUGGUGUAGAUGUAGCUCAGUGUACAUAGGUAUGCAUAACUUACCCAAAAGUUGGCUUCAGGCUACACGCUUUACCGUCGUUUCUACCAACAAUAGAGUCAGGAUGGAUUUUGAAGUAGCAUGAACCCUAAAAUGUAAUAAACUUAUUUAAAUGCCUUACCAUUGCAUUGAAAAUGGUGCAUUAGCCUUAUCCAUCUGAGCAUCAAUGCACUUUUCCAAAUGCUUGUUAAAUAACUAAUUGUGUUCCACUGCACACUGCAGAUAGGAUUUUUAUUCCUGCUUCAUUCAGGGAACUCAAUCUCGCGCCCACUGAUAUCAAUGUCAUUUUAAUCUGCAGGUAGAAAGGCAAGUCCGAUUUACACCCCACAUGAAUUCUGACUCGAAGGAAAUAUGAUUUAGGAUUGAUACAUUAAAUUAUUGCGUGCCAGAUUGGAGGGGUGGAAAAAAAAAAGUGGAUAGGCUUCGCUUCAUUGUAGCGAAUCACAUUCAACUGAAACUUCAUUAUGUGAUCUACUUUGCAUACUUUAUUGUGACGGGUACGUGCUCUCUGACACUUUUCAAUAAAAAAAAAACGUGUGAUUUCCUUUU
Messenger RNA from Larimichthys crocea (large yellow croaker), 4365 nucleotides. RefSeq names its product WD repeat-containing protein 37-like. The record is from RefSeq and is a predicted model, not a curated record. Gene Ontology annotation, molecular function: protein binding. Bases 431 to 2017 code for a protein of 528 amino acids. The transcript has 15 exons. NCBI's taxonomy places the organism in Eukaryota, Metazoa, Chordata, Actinopteri, Sciaenidae.